Messenger RNA from Radiomyces spectabilis, 2154 nucleotides. Its product is annotated as beta-lactamase-like protein. Lineage: Eukaryota; Fungi; Mucoromycota; Mucoromycetes; Mucorales; Radiomycetaceae. The coding region runs from base 51 to 1952 and encodes 633 amino acids. Gene Ontology annotation, cellular component: nucleus. The transcript has 4 exons. Gene Ontology annotation, biological process: snRNA processing. The record is from RefSeq and is a predicted model, not a curated record.
UUUCUUUUGCGUAUCAUUGAUUUGUUACUGUUCCUUUUUCUUAUGCCAUAAUGCCAAUUCGUGUUGUUCCUCUAGGAGCCGGUCAAGACGUCGGUAGAAGCUGUAUUCUGGUGACCAUUGGUGGCAAGAAUGUCAUGCUUGACUGUGGAUUUCAUAUGGGUUACAACGAUGCGCGUCGUUUCCCUGAUUUCAGUUACAUUUCAAAGUCGGGCCAGUUUACCGAUGUUCUCGAUGCUGUGAUCAUUAGCCACUUUCACCUGGAUCACUGUGGUGCUCUUCCUUACUUUACCGAAAUGUGCGGUUAUGACGGUCCGAUCUAUAUGACCCAUCCUACUAAAGCCAUUGCUCCAAUUUUAUUGGAGGAUUAUCGAAAAAUCACCGUGGAUCGUAAGGGAGAGACCAACUUCUUUACAUCGGAAAUGAUCAAACGCUGUAUGAAAAAAGUCGUGCCUAUCAACCUCCACCAAACGAUCCAAGUGGACGACGAAUUGGAAAUUAAAGCUUACUAUGCUGGCCAUGUCAUUGGCGCAGCAAUGUUUUAUUUGCGUGUCGGCCAGGAGUCGUUGGUAUACACGGGCGACUAUAACAUGACACCCGAUCGUCACCUUGGAUCCGCUUGGAUUGAUAAAAUACGACCCGACGUUUUGAUUACCGAAAGUACCUACGGCACAACCAUUCGCGAUUCGAAACGCUCCCGUGAACGCGAUUUCUUAAAGAAAGUACACGACUGUGUGCAAGAAGGUGGAAAGGUUCUGAUUCCGGUUUUCGCUCUCGGCCGUGCACAAGAACUGUGUAUCCUUAUCGAAUCUUAUUGGGAGCGUAUGGGUCUGACCGUCCCUAUCUACUUCUCAGCCGGCCUAACCGAACGUGCCACGCAGUUUUAUAAACUGUUCAUCAACUGGACCAACCAAAAAAUUAAAUCGACCUUUGCCGAACGUAACAUGUUUGAUUUCAAGCACAUCAAGCCUUGGGAUCGAGCCAACGCGGACAUUCCCGGCCCCAUGGUUUGCUUCGCUACGCCCGGUAUGUUGAACGUCGGUACUUCGUUGGAGAUCUUUAAAAAGUGGGCGCCCGAUCCAAAGAAUAUGAUUGUCAUGCCAGGGUUCUGUGUCUCGGGAACCGUCGGUUAUAAAGUGUUGCAAGGCUUCAAAACCAUCGAGCUGGAUAAGUAUACGUCGGUGAAAGUGAACCUUCAGGUUCGCAAUCUCUCUUUUAGUGCACACGCGGACGCCAAAGGUAUCAUGCAAUUAAUCCGUCAUUGCGAACCACGAAACGUGGUGUUGGUCCAUGGACAAGCGGAUACCAUGGACUAUCUCAAAAGUAAGAUCAUGAAGGAAUUCGGGAUCCCUUGCUAUAAUCCUGCCAACGGUGUCACCAUCACCAUGCAAACCAGUGGAGCCAUUCCAGCCAGGAUCAGCACCGAUUUACUAAAGUCAUACCUUGUCAACAAGAGCGACAGUCUGUCUGAAAAUGCGGGCAGUCUAUCAUCGCCGCAGUCAUCGAUACCUAUUCAUGCUACCGUCAAAGUAACGUGCGCACCGGAAAAGAAUGCGCGGCAAUCAUGGUCUCAGGUAGAAUUAGUGGAAACGUCCCGUUUAUUCAGUUCAGAGGCGUCUCCGCAGUCGUCCGCUGGGUCACGUCGUCAACUGUUCUUUCAAGUCGAAAAAAAGUUCAAUACUCGAACCUUAUUACCGGACCUAGGUGGAAGAUCUGCUUCUGCUGAACCUGAGGUCGUCCAUCGCCGCAUCAUGGACUUGAUUCACGUCAGUUUGAUCCAGGCUUUGGGUAAUCCUGACUAUAUUGAACGGUAUCCGACCAAACUUGUUCUGCGAAACAUCACUCUCAACUUUCACGAAGACGCUCCAGAAACGCUCCAGAUACGAUGGGAAUAUCAAGACGAAGAUCUCGCCAGUUGCGUUCUGGGUGCCGUUAAUCUCGCCCUUUCCUCAUAGACAAUUGAACAUCGCAUCGUACGCCAAUCACGGUAUCUCAUAAAUCACAAAGCACAAAAGUAAAAUCAUUUCAACCCACUUAUUCUUUCAUGUCCAAUAUCUCCAUAAAUGUCAAGCAAGUGAAGUAAUAAAGUAAUCCCUACUCCACAUUUCACCCUCCAAUUCGUGGCAGAAAGCGGCAAGGAAGCCCAAUUGAGCAAAA